AAGCUAGACAAACGGAACCUUGUCCUACGGUAGCAAGCGAACAUGGCCACACAAACUUUCACCCUCGAGCAAGUCUCCAAGAACAAUAAUGCCGAUUCACUACACGUUAUUAUCGACUCAAAGGUAUAUGACCUGACCGACUUUGCUGAUGCCCACCCCGGAGGCGUACACGUUCUCUUGCAAGUCGCGGGUCAGGACGCAACAUCAGAGUUCUACUCCAUGCACCGACAUGAAAUCCUGACAAAGUACGCCAACAUGGCGAUCGGCACGAUCCAGGGCGAGACACCGCAGGUUAUCGAGCCAAAGGCGGGAGAUUUGUGCCCGAUACCUUAUACCGAGCCCAUGUGGUUGAGCCCUGAGUUCAAGAGCCCUUAUUACGACGAGAGCCAUCGGAGGCUGCAGAAGGAGGUUCGGGUUUUCGUUGACGAGUAUGUCCGGCCGGAGGCUCUGAGGAUUGAAGAGGCUGGAGAGAGGCCGAGCGCUGAGAUUAUCAAGCGGAUGGCGUAUGUUCCUUUCUCCCCUCGAGGACGUGGUGUCCGCGCAAUCCUAACGAUAACAGUGACAACGGUAUCAACGCCAUGCGUCUCGGCCCGGGCAGACAUUUGGAAGGGUACAACCUGAUCGGGGGAAUCGAGCCCAAGAAAUUCAACUACUUCCAUGAACUCGUCCUCAACCAGGAACUCGUGCGGACGCAUGGGCGUGCGUGCAACGACGGCUUCCUAGGCGGUAUGGUCAUCGGUCUCCCUCCGGUCCUCAACUUUUCCCGCAACACAGCUCUCCGCGACCGCGUGAUGCGCGAGUGCUUCUCUGGCGAAAAGUCCAUCUGCCUCGCCGUCAGCGAGGCCUUUGCCGGCAGUGACGUCGCUGCGAUUCGCACCACCGCGGUGAAGAGCGCUGACGGAACACACUACGUUGUGAACGGGACAAAGAAGUGGAUUACCAACGGUAACUGGGCAGAUUACUUCACCACGGCUGUCAAGACAGAGAAGGGAUAUAGCAUGCUCCUGAUCGAGCGCGGGGAAGGCGUUGAAACCGAACAGAUCAAAACAUCCUACUCGUCCACCGCCGGAACUGCAUUCAUCACCUUCGACAACGUCCAAGUCCCCGUUGAAAACCUCCUAGGAAAGGAGCACCAAGGCUUCCCGGUAAUCAUGUCAAACUUCAACCAUGAGCGCUGGGUAAUGGCCUGCGCAUCCAUCCGCGCCUCCCGCGUGGUGGUGGAGGAAUGCCUCAAGUGGGCGAACCAGCGCAGAGUGUUUGGGAAACGCCUCGUAGACCAACCAGUUAUCCGCGGGAAACUCGCCAAGAUGAUCUCACUGGUGGAGUCCGGACAGUCCUGGCUCGAGGCCAUCACCCACCAGAUGUGCAACAUGACCGACCAGCAGCAGGCAAAGUCUCUCGCCGGGCCAAUCGCCCUGCUGAAGAACUUUAUCACCCGCGCCGCGCACGAGAUUGCGGAUGAGUCGGUGCAGGUGUUUGGCGGAAGGGGCAUCACCAAGUCUGGGAUGGGAAGGGUCAUCGAGAAUUUCCACCGGACCUAUAAGUUUGAUGCCGUCCUGGGAGGGUCCGAAGAGAUCCUUGGCGACCUCGCCAUUCGACAGGCUUUCAAAAAUUUUCCAAAAUCGAUGCUGUAAUUUUUUGCUACCACUCCCUUUUCAUGCUUUGUCCAAAUGUUUUGCAGGACCCAGUCCUGGUCAUAGGAACAUGCAUGUCCUUUUCAGGCUAGAUUACAGCUUACUUGAGGCGUUUGUAUUAUAAAUAUAUCACUUCUUCCGGAUU
This is a messenger RNA of Tuber aestivum (summer truffle), 1779 nucleotides long. The record is from the annotation of a GenBank genome assembly. Lineage: Eukaryota; Fungi; Ascomycota; Pezizomycetes; Pezizales; Tuberaceae.